AUGGAGACGCCAUGGACGUCAUCGCCUCAACAGCUCAACUCCGUCGCAUCAUCGCUCAUCGCGGCUCCUCCGCCAUGUUCGCCCCUUCUCCCCAACGCCCUCGUUUCUCCCGAAUCCCACUGGCCGCAUUGUUUCCCCCUUGUUUCCCCUCAUCCCCGCUCAUUCACCCCACUCCCGAAAAAGGAGCCGACCACAGAGCCGACCAUGUUCGGAACCAUCCGGCAAGCGCGCAUGGCGCUGAUGCUGUUGAGCACGGAGACGACCGAUGCUCUGAUCUCUGUGGCCGAGGCCAUCGACAAGACGUCAGUGGAUGAUCCUGCUCCUCCAGCCGUCGACCCCUCCAUCACUGCAGAGGUGGCAGAUGCGCAAAAGGAGGUGGACGAAGAGCAGAAGGCGCUAAAGGCGGUGUAUUCAGCGUGA
Molecule: messenger RNA, 420 nt
Organism: Guillardia theta CCMP2712
Lineage: Eukaryota; Cryptophyceae; Pyrenomonadales; Geminigeraceae
Exons: 1
Coding region: 1-420 (139 amino acids)
Source: RefSeq, a predicted model, not a curated record